CACUGUCAGAACUGUCACGAACGAAAGAAAAGAACUGUUUCUGCAGACUAUUUACAUUUACAAAAUUAUUUGUAUCAGAUAGUGAGCCGUAUACAUAACGAGGUGUAGCAGACGAUGCACUGAUGUAAAGGCGCAGUGCCAGAGAAACUUUUUGGCGUGUUCCCCGCGUGGAACUGCAUUUUUUUUUGUUUCCUUUCCUCAGUUUUGUGUGUUAGGUGUGUGAGCGAGAGGGCGAGCGAGUGAGGAGUGGAGCGGAGCGCAACCUCAAAAUACGAAAUACCCGACCAUUUUCCAUUCUCAAUCUGGGGCUGAGGCUGCUCAGCUGGAUGACAGGAGAGGGAAGAGGAAAACAGGAAAAGGAAAAUCGUAGCAGGCGCUGCUCGGGAAUUCGUAGAAAUCGAAUCAAAUUAACAAAUUACCGUGAAAUUUUAGCACUAGCCGUACGUUAUUUUGUAUAUUUUUGUACGUAUGUACGUGUACGUGCUCCUCGUCCGUCUGCACAAAUGUGGAUGUGCAUGUGCAUCGUAGAGCUCGCGAAUUUUUAUACAUGGAAUAUCUGAGCCAUCGGCGUAUUCCGGAUUCAGCUAACCACCACGACGACGAGGACGAGUGUCUGCGGGGAGAAGGAAAUCGUAUAGAAAGCAAGGAGUAGGAGGAGGAGGCGUAGGAUCACUCAGAUCCCCCAAGGAUCUCAACGUAACCACCACCACCACUGCCUUUUGGGGCAGCGGACUUAGCAUCAGGAUACACCGCAUACCACUAGGAUCCACACAUCUGCCAGUCGAGUGGAGUCCCCAGGGACAACAGCAGCACAGGAAGCGAUCCUCCGAAGGUCCUCCUAUGUACCCACAACAGGGAGGGGGUGGGAAGGGAACCAGGCCACAGUCGACACAUCAGCAGAAUCACAACCACCAAGCCCAGCACCACCAGGCGGCGCACUCGCAUCACCAUCACCUCCAGCCGCAUCAGCAACAGCAGCAGCAACAACAGACAGCUCAGCAGCAGCAACAGCAGCAGCAACCCCACGCGCUGUUCGUUCCGAACCACGGCGGUCUGCACCACCACCAGCAGCAGCAGUUACUGCAACAGCAGCAGCAGCAAAUCCAACAACACAUCCAACAGCAGCAGCAGCAGCAGGCGCAGCAGCAGCAACAACAGCAGCAGGUGCAAGCCCAUCCGCCGGUCAUCUUUUACAACACCCAGCCAACCUAUCCCGCCCACUCGGCGGCGGUCAGCAACAAUGCCAACGGCGGCGGCGGCGCUGCUCUCCAACUGAGCGCCGCCGCCAACAACAACAAUCCCCUGGGACAACAUCCCCACAAUGUGGGCCAUGUUGCAGCCAAUGGAGUGGCGCCCAGCGCCAAUUUAACCCGUGCCCUGAGCAAUCCUACUUUACCGCCCCAUUAUCAGCAGUCAGCUGGCCUGAUCGCUCCCGCCGGCGGAAAUGCAGCCGCUCCGGCCACCUACAUCUCCACGGCCUAUAUACCUUUUAAUCAGACGGGACAACUGAUGGGCAUGCAGUCGGCUGUGCCCUUUCCCACGAACGGAACGGCUGGAACUCCGGCUGCGGCUUACUAUGCAGCGGCGCCACCUCCGCAGCAGCAGCAGCAGAAGCAGCUGGCGCCAAAUGGCCAGCAGCAGGGACCUGGCGGAGCAGCGGGAGCUGGUCAAACGCAGGCGAUUACCUUUUACCAACUGGGCCACGCGGCACAGAACGCGGCUGGGAGCAACGUGGUUAGCGGUGGCAACUCGCAUCGCGGCAACAUCCGCGGUGGCCAGAGACCUGCGGCCGCCGCCCAGCCGCAUCCCAAUUACUUCACCACUUACGCUGUUGCGCCGGGAAAUGCACCACGUCCUGCUCCCGCAUCGGUGGCUCCCAUGAUGAACUCGAGGAAUGGCGCUUUGAACGGGGCGGCUGCCUAUCAUCUGCCCAACUUUAUGGCUUUGGGACCGCCGGCAGGAAUGACUGCGGCUCCCAUGCUGGCUCCAGCUGGAAUGCCCGCUCCGCCUCCUCAAGCGCCAGGUGGAUUGCACACCUACCAGCCGCACUUGCAAAGCAGCAGCGCCACCACUUUGCCCAGUGUGCCGAGUGUGGCUGGAGUGCCGGCUGUGGCCAGUGGUUUCUCAACCACUUCUUUGCCCACUCCGCCUGUGGCGGCCGCCCAACCACUGGGCGGCAAUAACGACAAGAUCAGCAAGCGCAAAUACGCCAUUCCCAUCAUCCAUCCGGACACCAAGGAGAAUGUGAUGGAUCCGAAGAGCUCGGUGUUUAUUAAGAAGGACUCGAACUCCACGCUAACUCCGAAUUCGGAUAGUACCAUGUGCCUCUUUCAGGCGCCCAUCCUUAUGGACUCGGCCUCGGCGUCGUCGCUUCUGUCGGGCGCCAUAGUGGAUCAGCAUAUGCAGACUGUGAAGUCGGCGACUUCGCUUAGUCAGUCUGGUUCCUUGGAAAAGGAGCCGCCGGGUAUGGUGUUUGGUGAGGAACCUGUGGGAGGUCAGGAAGUGCUCCCAUCCCCUCCACCGGGAGCCACGGAUAAGGAUCAGAUUAGCGUCAUUGUCAAGGACAUACUGGCCCACUCGGGCAACACCGAUGAGCAUCUAAGCUUCUGGCAGUACAGUGACGUGGACAAUGCAACGGAAACCCACGAUAGCCUACAGCUGGUUCACUCGGAUUUGAAUUUUCCCGAAGUCAUUGACGCCGGUCAGCAGCCCGUUUUGUUCCAGGAGCAGGCCAAAAAGCAGCGUCCCAAAUCGGCCAAUAAGCAAAGCACAGCAACGCCCACGUCCAUUGCGAAUGACGUAGCCGAGGCAGCGGCCAGCUGUUGCCCAGGGAUCUCCAUCCUGUCCAGAAGCCAGCCGAUGCUGACACCAGCCAGACCCUCGACACCACCGCCAGCUUCCCGUGUCGCCCAGCAGAAGCCAACCAAGUCGAUAGCGACCACAGCUGUUCCAGGUUCGGGUUCACCCAAUAGGAUAUCGAACGUUCCGCCCGCCACCUCGACCACGACCAGCUCGGGGGCCUCCUCGUCGGCUGCCUCCACACCGACCCACGCAUCUAGGCAGCAGCUGCAGCAACAGGCAGUGAAUAGCAAGCUGCCUCCAGGAAGACACUCAACUGCAGCACAACCACCGGCUGCCUCACGCAUCUCAGCCGCCGUUUCCCUGCUCGCCGGCACAUCCACUCUCACCACUAUCAAUCCAACCAGAAAGCAACGAAAGGCCCAAAAGCGGGCCAAGGAGCUGGAGAAGAAGAAACAAAAGUCCUCGAUAACAAGCACCACCACAAGCAGCCAGGGGCAGAACAACAAUGGCAAUGGCAAGGGCAAUGGCAACGGCGGGCCAGAGAUCAACACAAACAACAACAAUGCUGCCAAAGUGACCGCAACAUCAACAACAACCACACUGACAACAACCACGGCAACAGCAGCAGCAACAACCAAACAAGGAGCGACGGCUGUCGAUGAGACAAAGGCGACUGCGCAACCGACGACUGAUAAGCUUAGUGCAACUAGUAAUAAUCCUAACGUAAGUUCUACUCUAAGAGACCCCAUGCUCAAUCCCCUGGAGCAGUUUUCGAGCAACAACAACAAUGAUGAGGACGACAAUGACAUCGACGCGGAGGCAGACAGCGAUCCUGAAUCUGACAGCAAAGAGGACAGCACGACGAAUAUUCCCGCAGGAAAGUCAGAGAAGCAUUUAGCCAACGAGGAGAUUGUGGCCAAAUUCUUGCAAAAGGCCAGCCCCAACACAUCCGCCGCCGCUUCGGAGACACAACAGCUACAGUUCCUUAACAGCAGCAGCUCGGUUUGCGAGGAAGAUGAGCCAGUUCCUCCGGCAGGAGCUGGAGGCGUGGUCAAGGCCGAGGAGAAUACUGAAGUGGAAAUCAAGUUUGGGGAUUUCCAUGAGGAGCCGCGUCACGACACAGGUUUCAUAUGCAGCUCCACAUGGUCAAGUUCGACGAUCAGCAAGGCAGCGGAGGAUGACUCCUCGCAAAGCAGCAAGAGUACUGAUAAUGUGGAUUGUGCUCCCAAGAUAAAUGCACCGCUUGCUGGGGAAAAGAACGCAGGAAGCAAGAAGACUUCGCCACAACAUCAGGCCAAAGGACCCGGAUCACCCAAAGCCAAGUCGAAGAGUCCAACUCCGAGCCCCAGUCCCGCUCCCCAGGUGCCCAAAAACUAUCGCUACAGCAUCGAAACGCUGCGUGAGCUUUCCAAGCGCAGCGACUCGCUGAAGCCACCGAUGGUUCCCUGCCAGAAGGGCGACUGCAUCUCCCAGCUGUUCGUCUCCCGCCAGCAGCAACCGCAGCAGCAUCUCGGUCACGUUCACGGCCAGCACAUCCAGCAGUACCAGCAUAUGAGCUUCAACGAAUCGAUGGACUAUGUGCCCGGCAAGCGUGGACGUGGCCACGGACCCAAUAAGAAGCACCACGAUGGACAUAUGCAGAUGGGAGGUUCCGGCGGCAUGGGCAACAUGGGAGGUGGCGGAGGAGUAAACAACUCGAAUCAACGCCAUAUGGACAUCAUCCGGGUGCAGCUCUCGCUUAAGGAGGAGAUCAAGCUGUCUGAGUGCGAGAACGCCUGGCAGCCAGGCACACUGCGUCGCGUAUCCAUGGCCGGUGGUCAGGAUGAUGAGGACGAUGUGGAGGGAGUCCUGAAGAAGGUGCGCGGUAUUCUCAACAAACUCACGCCCGACAACUUUGAGGUGCUGCUCAAGGAAAUGUCUAGUAUUAAAAUGGACAAUGAAGCCAAAAUGACCAACGUCAUGUUGCUGAUCUUUGAGAAGACCAUUAGUGAGCCGAACUUUGCGCCCACCUAUGCCCGUUUCUGCAAGGUGCUGUUUCACGAGAUCAAGGCAGAAAACAAGUCGCUUUUCACCAGCUCUCUGAUAACGCGGAUUCAGCACGAGUUCGAGUCGAAUGUGAACGAUGCAAACGCGAAGGCCAAGAAACUGCAGCCCACCAUGGAUCGCAUUAGCCAGUGCUCGGAUGCGGCAAGAAAAGCUGAGCUGCGCGCCGAAAUGGAGGACCUGGAGUACCAGUUCCGACGUCGUGCCUGGGGCACUGUUCGCUUCAUCGGCGAGCUCUUCAAGCUGCAGUCGCUGACCAGCGACCGAGUGCUCAACUGCGUGGAGUCGCUGCUCGAGCACGGCUGCGAGGAGAAGCUGGAGUACAUGUGCAAGCUGCUGACCACCGUGGGCCAUCUACUGGAGGCCAGCCAACCGGAGCAGUACCAGCUAAGGGAUCGCAUUGAGAAGAUAUUCCGCCGCAUCCAGGACAUUAUAAACCGAUCACGAGGAACGUCGCACCGCGGGCAGGUGCACAUCAAGAUCAGCAGUCGGGUGCGCUUCAUGAUGCAGGAUGUGCUCGAUUUGAGGUUGCGCCACUGGGAUCAGCCAGUCACCGCCCAACAGUCGGGACAGCAGGGCGGUCGCGGACAGCAGCGGCACAAGCAGCACGACGAUGCCAAGGAUCAGUCGCACCACCAGAGUAGUGGACGAGGUAGUGGCGGUGGAAUGAACCAGCAUCAGCACCAGCAAUCGAUGCAUCAACACCAGCAAAAGCAUCACCAUCAGCAUGGUCACGACGGCGGCAACUACUUUAUGCAGAAGAUGCCCAACAAGCAGCAUCACGAGAACCAGACUGUGAGCAUUGAUCCCAGCAAGCUGCGUUUCAGCAGCAGCAGCGUCAACGACGAUUCCAUUGCCAAAUUGGGCAACUCUUCGCAUUACCAGUGGCGCAAUGCGGGCAACCGUCCGGUCAGCUCGACGCCAGUGAACACGUCCAAUGCUCCGCCGCCCACAUCGCUGCUGAAACGGCCUGGCCAAAACUACAGAUUUUCACCGUAUCAGCAGCCGCCGCCGCCAUUGGCCACACCCAUCACGACUGCCGGUGGUAACAGCAGGAGCCAUGUGGACCAAUCGCCAGAUGCUGCUUUUGAUAGCAAGAAGUGCCAGGAACUUAUUACCAAGCUGGUCGAGGAGGCACUCAACACGCGCGACUGGCAACCGGAGGUGCUGUCGAUUUGGCGUUCACACAGCGGCUCGCAGCAAUCGAAAACUCUGCACUAUCUGCUGAUGGAAUACCUGCACAAGUCGACGGUGAAGCGCCAACAGCGUCAGGCCUGCGCCAGUGUCUUUGCCUACCUAAUGGACAAGGAGGCCGUGGACAAGGAGAUCUUUGGACAGGCGUACUCUCGUUUCGGCGACGACUUCCCCGAUCUGCUGGUGGACGUGCCGAACGGAUGGGGUUAUGUGUUCGAGUUCCUGGGUCCCAUUAUUCACUCGGGCCAACUAGACCUCAAGGAUGUUUGGCAGCGGCGCUGGCUGGACGACUUGCUCUGCACGGAGCGCUUUGUGUACGCCUUCGUUAGCUAUUUUGUGCAGGAGUUCGGAGCCGCCUAUGCCCGCAAGCUGUGGCACAACGAUUACAAGCUGGAUCGCGGGCAGAUGUUCUGGAACGAUGCUCGCAAGUACAGAGAGUUUGUGCAGUCGCACAGCUUUUACUUUCUGGACAACAAUCCUGGCCAGAAUCAGGGACAUACCAAGGCGAGGGCACCCACCACGCCAAGGUCGCCGGUGGAGCACGUGGAGCGGAUUAGAUACCUGCUCGCCCUGUCCUGCGACAUGGCCAUCGACUACAUCAACACGAACGUGGCCAUCAAUGACAACUUUGUGAGGCAGCUCACUAGAUUCCUGUGCUGUGAUUUCGCGCUGACUGUGAUGACAAAAGGCGGUGGCAACGCCAGGCCGCUGCAGCUGAACACGGAGAGCUUUCGCAGCCGGUGUACGCCGCUGCUGCGACUCUGCAUCGACGCCCAGGAGGCGCUGGAGAUCGCUUGCAUAGACGAAGCGGUGGACUCGCUGCAGCAGCACUUUAUGGCCGAGUUCGAGGACGAUAUGGCCGCCGGUGAGACCAUCUGCAGUACGUUCAGCGUGCUGUACGAGAGCGAAGUGAUCCCCAAAGAGUCGUUUGACAAGUGGUAUAAGCUAGAGAUCGCGCACUCGUCGGCCUACCGACGACCCUUAAUCGACAAGCUGCGCGGCUUCAUCGAGGAGAUGUAAUACCAACCAGCAGUAACCCAACCAAACACCACAACGAAGUAAACUAACAACCAUCAACUGAAGCAUACAGCAACAUCGUUUGAAACCCAUCCUCAGACUAGGCGCGGUCGUAGGUGUCCAGUCAAGAACAUAACUCAAACGAUCAGUCUUAAAUUUUGCUUGUGAAUCUUGCAACCCACAGUGGGUGACAUAUGCCAGGUGUCGCCCUAACAUAACACAUAUUUGUUGUACGAUUGUAGAUCUGUCAUAACGAGUAUUCCACACACACUUAUAUGUUGUACGAUGAAUAGAUCUGUCAAAACGAAAAUUCUUUGUUUUUCAACACAGAUUCCUUUGAAAAAAAAAACCUUCAAGACACAUUAUCCAUUUCAUUUGUAUCACAACACGUUCCUUAAAAGAAAGCUAAGAUGAUUCCCUUUCGAUGACUUGGUCAUAAUUCAACACAAAGAUAAAAAUAUUUACACAUUACUCGUAUCCAAAAAAUAAAAAAAAAAACCAACAAAAAAAUUGAAAAACUAUGUAUAACAGAAUCUCGGAUGUCGAAAAAUAUUUUCAAGAUUUCAAAUUCGGACAAUGCGUUACCCAAUUAAAGCUGGGUAUAUAAAUAUAUUUAUGUAUAUUAACACAUGGACUAUUCACUUUCGUAAACCCACAGUAUUUCGUUAAUCGUUAAAAUUAAAGCGGACAUCAUUUAUAGAACUAGCUGCGUAGCCUAGCAUACUUUUCUAGACUUAUAACGAAUUUUUGUUUAUUUUACCUUUCAGUACAAAGCUUUAUGAAUUCGUUUUGUUUGUUAAUUUGAUUAAUUUAAACGAUUACCAACAUUAAUUUAUGUAUUUUCAAUGCAAACGGCUCAAAACAUAUACGAAAAUUAACCCCUCUUCCUAACAGGUCUGUAUUUCCAAUCUCAAUUCUGAGGCUUCUUGUUCGACUCAGAAAUUUCACGUAUAUUAAACAAAUAUAUAUAAAUAAUUUAUAAAAACUAUACGUACGUAUACUAAAAAAAUGUAAAUUAUAAAAAUCGUAAAGACAUGUAAAGUAUUUAGCACACAAAGCAUGAUUAUCCAAAGAUAAAUCUUAAAAUUAGCUGUAAAAAGGAAAGAAAAAAUACACUAAUAUUAAUUUCGAAAAUAUAUUAAACACAUUAUAUAGCUAUUUAAACCAAAUUAAAAAAAAAAAAUUAAAAAUCUAAUCAAGCCUAGAAGCAUACACAACCGAUAACGAGAGAAAAAAGCAAAAACAAAGAGCUCUAAGCCGCCUUUACUUAGUUAUUUUUAUAAAAUUGAACGAAACAAAAAACGAACUAAAUUGAAAAACAAAAAGAACUCAAUCUCAAAAAUUUAUAUAUAAUAUUUAAAGCGAGGCAACUAACACAAGUAGCGAAAAAAAGAGUUGUACUAAACUCGAGAAUUUUGUGUAUAAACUUUAGGUUUUUUUAUUUUUACACUACAAGUGACAAAAUAUGAAAUUGAUUUACGGCAAAAGCAAAGGAAAUUGUACGCAUAAGUAAUUAGCAAAAGAAACACAAGAAAACCCAUAAAAACCGAUGGAAAAAUACAGUUAAAUUAAAAUAGUUAAGAAUUGACAAAAGAAAAAAAAACCAAGCAAAGAAGGCAAAUGAAACGCUUCUGCACUAACAAGCAAAUAUUUCUAAAGCCAAGCUAAACCAUUUAUAAGCUUAAAUCGAGCAGUGGGCGUGGCACUUUAACUAGUUUCGUAGCAAUUUUCGGCAGGCAUUCCAAAUGCUUUCGGCCAACUUCUGGUAUAAAUUUAACCAAGGCAAACUGGUGUCCUGCAUUUUUAGCAGUCGAAGCAGAAGAUUGAGGAGAGCAAACAGCAGAAUCCGAGCGAAUGUGUAACACCACACCCAGCAGAAGCACACACAUGUGGCACCCAGGGCAAAAUAGGGAGACAAGAAAAGGGCGGGGGCAAGGCAAGAUUAAACAGAAAUCAAGAAGAAAUUGUAAACAGCAAAUAAUAAAAUCGAAAAGUAAAA
Messenger RNA from Drosophila takahashii, 9055 nucleotides. The record is from RefSeq and is a predicted model, not a curated record. NCBI's taxonomy places the organism in Eukaryota, Metazoa, Arthropoda, Insecta, Diptera, Drosophilidae.